GCUUCACACCCGUAGAGUCGUUCAGGCUGCAGCUUCUGGGUUUGAGGAAGGGAAGGUGGCAUCGGCGAUGUGGCCGACCCUGCGUUACUUAGGCACUACCUGCGGUCUGGCCCGACGUCGCUUUGCUGGGGGUUUCCUCCCGGCAAGCGAGCGGACGCCUGGGGGGCCGGGGCUGCUGUGUGGGGGUGGCCGCAGCUCCAGCACUAGCUCAUUUGAUAUAGUCAUUGUCGGUGGCGGAAUUGUGGGGCUUGCCUCUGCCAGAACACUCAUCCUGAAACACCCCGGACUUUCAAUUGGUGUUGUGGAAAAGGAGAAAGAUUUAGCUCUUCACCAGACUGGACGGAACAGUGGGGUCAUACAUAGUGGAAUUUACUACAAACCUGAAUCCCUGAAAGCUAAACUGUGUGUAGAAGGUGCAGCCCUCAUCUAUGAGUACUGUAAGCUCAAGGGAAUUCCCUACAGGCAAUGUGGCAAGCUAAUAGUAGCUGUUGAGCAAGAAGAAAUCCCCAGACUUCGGGCCCUGUAUGAGAGAGGUCUGCAGAAUGGAGUCCAAGGCUUGAGACUGAUCCAACAAGAGGAGAUAAAAAAGAAGGAACCAUAUUGCAGGGGUCUAAUGGCUAUUGAUUGUCCAUAUACUGGUAUUGUGAACUAUCAGCAGGUAGCUUUGUCAUUUGCCCAGGAUUUCCAAGAUGCUGGUGGCUCUAUCUUGAAAGAUUUUGAAGUAAAGGAUAUUGAAAUCGUUAAUGAAAGCCCUUCCAGAAGUAAGGAUGGGAUGAACUAUCCAAUCGCUGUCAAGAAUACUAAGGGAGAGGAGGUUCACUGUCGCUAUGUUGUGACAUGUGCAGGACUUCACUCAGACCGUAUUUCAGAGUUGAGUGGCUGCAAUCCCGAUCCUCAAAUUGUCCCUUUCCGGGGAGAUUACCUGCUCUUAAAGCCAGAAAAGGGCUACCUUGUAAACGGGAAUAUUUAUCCGGUCCCGGAUAGCCGCUUCCCUUUCCUUGGAGUUCACUUUACACCAAAGUUGGACGGCACUGUGUGGCUCGGGCCGAAUGCAGUGCUCGCCUUUAAGCGGGAAGGUUACAGACCCUUUGACUUCAGUGCCAGAGAUGUUAUGGAAAUAAUUCUCAAGAGUGGUUUCCUUAAAAUGGUGCUUCAAAAUUUCUCGUAUGGAGCAAAUGAAAUGUAUAAAGCCUGUUUUCUCAGUGAGACAGUGAAGCACCUUCAGAAGUUCAUCCCUGAGAUCACCACCAGCGAUGUGCUUCGAGGCCCAGCUGGAGUACGAGCCCAGGCCUUGGACAGAAAUGGAAACCUGGUAGACGACUUCGUGUUUGAUGGAGGAGCUGGGGAGAUUGGAGAUCGUGUUCUUCACGUGAGAAACGCGCCUUCUCCCGCCGCCACUUCUUCCCUGGCGAUCUCCAGGAUGAUCGCAGAGGAAGUGCAGCAAAGAUUUAAAUUAUGACCAGCGGAGAGAGCUGUGUUUGCAUCAUAGUCCCUAAACGAGCAGCAAGGAGCUGCCAAUUGUGUUUUUGAAUUAAAUUUGGAAGGUUAUUUUAAAACUACACUUUUUAGGCUAUAAUAGCCGUCGACUUAUUAACAGGAUAUAGCAGAUAUAAUUUUUAAAAAUUCAGGUCCAUAUUCUUAAGAACAAAGAAGCAAAGUGCAUCUGUACCUGUUCUGAAGCCUCAAGUUUGUUAGGGAUUUACCCAACCCUCCAUGAUUUAGGAAGGACUUGGGAAGGGGGCACAAAACAUGGACUGUUCCAUAAUCAGCGUUUGGCUUUAUAAUAUUUAAUUUUUUUCCUGGAAAAAUAUGUCAAAGUAUAUUGUAGGGUGUGACAUUCUUUUAAUCUGAAGAGUCUGGAAAGCUUACAUUAUUUAGUGAGUUUUUUUUAUAUGGAAACUGAAAAUGCUUGAUUUUUAAAUUAUUUUAAAAGGGAAUACAUGAAAUUUUGUGUUUCUAAGUAGCAUAAACAAACCCAGCCCUUUGCUCUUGGUAUCUUUGUGAGUCUCUAAUGUCUGGUGUGGCAUCACUUGGUCUGCAGAACAGUUUGCCUGUGUGCUUGUGGCCUACACUACAGUUCCCUGUGACCGAGAAGUGCAAGUCCCUAAAAGGACCGUGUUUUAUAAGAGCAUUUUAAAUCCUGACACUGAGUGUAGCACUGUGUAAUUUGAACCAGUUAUUUAUUCCACACUUCUGUCCUUUGGUCACACUGAGGGUCCCAGGAUGUUGGCCAGGAUUACUGAUGGUUCAUACCUAUGUGGGUUUUCAGAAUUCCUAUAAACUUUGCGAGGACAUUUCUCCAUUUUUGGUUAAUAUCUAACUUGGAGGCAUUCACUUUUAUAAGCCGUGAAAGUGCCUUAUAUUCUUCAUAUGUACUUCAUGAGCAUGUAAGUUGGCACCAGGUGCUAUACUGAGUACUCGUGUGUGUGUGUGUGUGUGUGUGUGUGUGUGUGUGUAGUGCCAUACUGUACUGUAUUGUGCGUGUGCAUGUGUGUCUUACAGUUCAGAACAUUGGAAAAUAGAAAUGUAAGUGAAAAACAGGCAACUUGACCGUGGAAUCAGAGCCGGCACUCAGGUGAGAGGCUUCAUCCCUUCUCUCACAUGCGUUCUCUCAGGGUUCAUCUUUCAUCUUCCUCACCAACGCUGUGAUGGGGGCCUGAGGAGGCUGCGCGUGUUGAGAGGAAAGCCUUUCCUUUUUUAUUUUCUCCCCACUCUGGCCCUUGGUGGUUACAUUUAUUAAGGGGUCUCAUCCAUUAAUCUGAAAGGAUACAUAUUAUGAUCUUCAGUUCAAGAGGCAGCACUUCCCAGGUAGGUAGAUGAGGCAGUUAUGCAAGACAUGGGAUAGGCAUAUUGAAACAUUUAGAAAUUAUUUAUGGAGGCAACAAACCCUAAUGGUUCUUCAUAACAAUAGAUUUCCUACAAGAAAUGCCCUGCGUGGAGUGCUUCUCUGUUCUAAGACUUCUAAG
This is a messenger RNA of Arvicola amphibius (Eurasian water vole), 2966 nucleotides long. It is a transcript of the gene L2hgdh, whose product is annotated as L-2-hydroxyglutarate dehydrogenase. The transcript is spliced from 10 exons. Lineage: Eukaryota; Metazoa; Chordata; Mammalia; Rodentia; Cricetidae. The record is from RefSeq and is a predicted model, not a curated record. Bases 68 to 1459 code for a protein of 463 amino acids. Gene Ontology annotation, molecular function: (S)-2-hydroxy-acid oxidase activity; (S)-2-hydroxyglutarate dehydrogenase activity.